This is a messenger RNA of Symbiodinium natans, 2040 nucleotides long. Lineage: Eukaryota; Dinophyceae; Suessiales; Symbiodiniaceae. The record is from the annotation of a GenBank genome assembly.
AUGGCCCUGGCGGCCCAAGCACCUCCCCGUCGGCGUCUCCAGCACCUUCGACUUGCGAAGCGCCGAGGCGCUCAGAAGCAGAAGCGGCCAAAACCGCCAAGCAGUCCCGCGCCGGCUACCGUCAGAUGCGAUGUCAGCCUUCCAGCAUGCCAUGAGGCAAGGGAGGAUGUGAAGCAGCAACUGCAUGAUUUGCAGGCCCGGCGUUCGACCAUUUCGGAGGAUCUCAAGGCGCGCACCGCUGUGAAGCGAGCCCUCCCACGGUAUGCUCGCAUCAACAUGCUGGCACCGGGAGUGACCUGGGGCAAGGUACAAAGGGAGCUCCAAAGCAGCGGACAUACCUUUUGGAGGCCGAGCCUGCGCGAAAAGCGGGAAGCCGCCCGUCGUCCCUCUGGACUGGAACCACCUAAAGGCUCUGGCAACAGGAUAUAUUAUAGGGACAUUCACAUCCCGGAAAUGCUUGUGUUCAAGCCCAUGGGCCAGUCCCACACCGAGGACGUGGAGAUGUUUGACCAGGGCUGCCUCAUCUUCCAGCAGAAGGCAUCGGCUUUCCCGGCCCUGGCCUUGCAGCCGCCCUGCGGUGGGCAGGUAAUCGAUGCUUGUGCGGCCCCUGGAUCGAAGACGUCCCAGCUUGCGGCGAUGAUGUGCAACCAAGGGACAAUCUAUGCCUUUGACAGGGAUGGCAAGCGUCUGAAGACCUUGACAAACCUGAUGGAGCAAAGACAUGUGACAUGCGUGGAAGCUCGGGAGAAGGACUUUCUCCAAGUCUCCACACGAGACCCCAAGUACAGCAAGGUGACGCACUUCUUGCUGGAUCCGAGCUGUUCUUCCUCUGGGAUGACAGCGCAGCCCAUCUCCGAUCCUGCGUCUUUGCAGGAACUUGCAACGAAUCAGAAGGCAGUAAUCUUGCAUGCUAUGCGCUUCCCAUCCUGCGAGAGAAUCGCCUACUCGACCUGUUCCGUCCACGAGGAAGAGAACGAGCAGGUCGUGCAACAGGUGCUUGCAAGCGAAGAGGGCAAGCGAUACCAUCUCGAGGAAGCGCUUCCUUGGUGGCCACGGAGGGGCUUGAAGCUGCCGCACUUCCCCGAAGCCGAGCGCUGCGUCCGCAGCGCCUGGGAGGAUCGGACCAUUGGAUUCUUCGUGGCCUUGUUCGCUCGGAGAGAAAAAGAUGCUCAAAUGCUCUUCCCUUCGGCAACCGAUGGGGUGCUUUUUGAUACCUUCAAGCCAGGUGGCGAGAGCCAGGUGAUCAACAGAAUACUUGAGCUGUUCGCCGAAGCAUAUUUCAAGCAGUGGGGACAAAACAAGGAGAAGUCGCUGCCGGAGACGGCAUAUGCAGCCGCAGAUAGCGUGCUUGCAACAGCAUUCAGCUUGAUUAUGCUGAACACCUCCCUUCACGUGGCCUCGAAGAAGGCCAAGUCACCUUCCGCCUCAAUGACUUCCACCGAGUUCGUGGAGAACACACGUCGUGUUGUUAGCGAGCAAGAAGUGCCUGAAGCGGCCUUGCGCCAAUUCUAUGCUGACGUCAAGAAGGCUGAGAUCUCUAUGCAGCCCAUGCCACGCGUGGCCUUUUCGAGACUUCCUGUGCAGCCAGAUAUUGAGGGCUGGCUUAUUGUGUUGCUGGGCGCAGAGGACCAGCGUCGAUUUUGGGCGGUUCUAGCACUUCAGCGCCUGUACCUUUUCUCGGACAAUAGCGAUGUGGAUCCAGCGGAUGCUUGUGAUCUCAAGGACGCCAGCGCUGGCAAGAUCCUUGAUGAUGCCGAUGCGCGGGAGCGGUACCAGGCACUGCAAUCGAGAGGCAAAGGCAAGUGCUUCUGCUUUCCUCGAGGCCGCGGGCUUGUUGACCCGGACACCGAACGGCGUGCCUUUGCAGUCAAUCAGAAGUCUGAUGGCACGUGGCUCUCCAAACUGGGACAUCCCAGUUCACAUUUGAUCCUCGUGCGGCCCCCAAUUGUGCUGCGAGCCAUGUGCUUCUUGUGGUGUUCGUCCUUUUCAUCAGGGGAGUGGUUCCCCCCCUUGCCCCUGCGCCCCAAUCCGCUCUUGUAA